AUGAGGCUUUCAUCAAGUGUCAUUGAAAUUAUUGCCUGUUGUAUCCUGAUAUUUGUCAGUUUAUUGGGAAAUACCAUAUUGAUUUAUUGCACAUGGAAGUGCAUUACAAGACGUCUGCCAACUUCAUUUGCCCUAAUUUUCAGCCUUGCAUUUGCUCACGUAGUAAAGAAUAUUGUGAUCAAUGCUAUGAAUAUUAUUUUCAAUGCUGGAUUGGUCCCUAAUUCUCAUGUCUGCAAAUUUGGAUUGUUUACAGCAUCCUUAACUACUAAGCUGGAGAUUUGGUUUACCUUUUACUUGGCUGUAUUCUACUGUGUGAAGCUCAGAAGAGUUGUCCAUCCGCUGAGGACACCUCCUAAUGGCAAAUGGCGCAAGCAUCAUCUCAUUGCUGUGUUUGUCUUGUGGGUCACAGGAAUCGCAGUUUGCUGCCCUUACCUACUCUUUGGAAAUCAUAUGCAAAAUGAAGCACGACAGCUUCGCCUUAAUACUACUUACCCCUUCUCCCACAGCUUCCUUUAUGAAGAAUGUACCCUUAAUUUUCCAAAUACUGCAGUUGAACUUUAUUAUCAUCAGAUCUUCAUGGUCCUCACUGAUCUAAUCCCGCUAGCGCUUUUAAUUCUAGUCAGUUUACGUAUACUUAUUCUAUUUUGUGAGCAAAAGAAAGCAACUUAUGGCAAUAUCUGGAUUGGGCAUGACCCUUCAGAGACUGAGGUCCUACGGGCAUCCAAAGUGAUAGUACUGUUAAUGUUCCUUAUUACUGCUCUGUGGGUUGCCCACUUUGUCCUUGUCUUGUUCUUAAAGUACAUAUGGUCGUGGUAUCUAAUCUCAACCCUACUUGUUGUGAUGUUUUCUGGAUACUCCAGCAUUAACCCAUACUUGCUAAUGCUAAUAAACUACAAAAUCAGUUUGCAAAUUAGAUCCCUGAGCUCCUUCUGCUGUGCAAACAGUAAACCCAAGAAUUUACCUACCAGCAGUCAGAAGUCCAUACCUGAAGAACCGGCCACAGAAGACUGA
Hyla sarda is the source of this 1011-nucleotide messenger RNA. RefSeq names its product olfactory receptor class A-like protein 4. Gene Ontology annotation, biological process: G protein-coupled receptor signaling pathway; sensory perception of taste. The record is from RefSeq and is a predicted model, not a curated record. Gene Ontology annotation, molecular function: G protein-coupled receptor activity. The transcript has a single exon. Bases 1 to 1011 code for a protein of 336 amino acids. Gene Ontology annotation, cellular component: membrane. Lineage: Eukaryota; Metazoa; Chordata; Amphibia; Anura; Hylidae.